Zootermopsis nevadensis is the source of this 5652-nucleotide messenger RNA. It is a transcript of the gene Liprin-alpha, whose product is annotated as PTPRF interacting protein alpha. Gene Ontology annotation, molecular function: protein binding. Gene Ontology annotation, cellular component: presynaptic active zone. The record is from RefSeq and is a predicted model, not a curated record. Gene Ontology annotation, biological process: synapse organization. Lineage: Eukaryota; Metazoa; Arthropoda; Insecta; Blattodea; Termopsidae.
AUAUCGUUGUCGAUGCGAAUCUGACGUCAUUGUCAAAGAUGGCCGCUGGGUUACAGGAGUGUAGUAUUAGGACUGGGUUGGUAGGAAUUUGUAGGUGUGUCAGACUAGUGUUCCGACAAUAAUGCCGAUAAAAUGCUGUUGUAUUAGUAUUACUGUGUCCGUACGUAGUUGGGAAAGAGCGUUAAUUCUGUGUGUGAGAUUUAGGUAAUAAUAAUAGUCGUAUGUGCCGUAUAAUAAAGUGAAUCAUUCCACUCUGAUUAAACUGUAGACAUCGCUUGUCGUAUGUAAUCGGAAUUCAUAUUUAGUUGUUUCGUGUCGGUGCUUCAUUAUAACAAGUGAAGAUGUGGAAUAUGAUGUGUGAUGUGAUGCCUACCAUAUCAGAAGAUAGUAUAAGCCAAAUGAACUCGCAAUUCUCCGGGGAAGAUGCGAACUUUGAGCAGCUCAUGGUGUCUAUGUUGGAUGAGCGCGACAAGCUCAUGGACAGUUUGCGGGAGACACAGGACCGACUCAGUGAAACAGAAGCCAAACUUGUGGAGGUAGAGAAGGAGCGAGACUCCCUUCAGCGGCAGAUCUCGGCCAACCUCCCCCAGGAGUUCGCGACGCUGACCAAGGAACUGAACCAGGCGCGGGAACACCUGCUGGAGCGGGAGGAGGAAAUCGCAGAGCUCAAGGCAGAACGCAACAAUACUCGGCUUCUGCUGGAACACUUGGAGUGUCUCGUGUCUCGCCACGAGCGGUCGCUGAGGAUGACGGUUGUGAAGCGACAGGCGGCAGCUCAGUCCGGUGUCUCCAGUGAAGUCGAGGUGCUCAAGGCUCUCAAGAGCCUCUUCGAACACCACAAGGCGCUCGACGAGAAGGUGAGAGAGCGAUUACGGGUGGCACUGGAAAGAGUAGCAACCUUAGAAGAGGACCUUACAACAACCAAAGAUGAAUUACAACAGUACAAAGUAGGUCGCAUCAUUCCAACAGGGGAUGACAUGGUGAGCAGCAAACCAAAAGAAAAUGGUCAGCAGGAUCCGUCAGAGGAUAUGAAGAGUGGGGACCAAGGCACAACACACACCCCAUUACCUAAGCGUCUGUCUAAUGGUGCCAUCGAACCUGACUCUGAUGUGGCACGAGUUCUUGAGCUCCAGAACACAGUAGAUAAGCAGGCUACAGAGCUGAGUACAUGGCAGAGGCGAGUAUCAGAGCUAUCGGGUAGAAUCUCAGAGUUAGAGGAAGCUCUUGCCAAGACUCAGAAAGAGCUGCUCAAGGCACAGGAAGCCAACGCAAAACUGCAGCGGGAUCUGCGUGAGAACGUGGCGCAGAAGGAGGACCAGGAGGAACGUAUUGCUACACUUGAGAAGAGGUACCUGAAUGCCCAGCGUGAGUCAACGUCUCUUCAUGAUCUAAAUGAGAAAUUGGAGCAGGAACUCCAACACAAAGAGGCACAACUCAAGCUGCAGGAGGAGAAGAUCCGAGCAAUCCAGGAGAAGCUAGAACUCUCUGAACAGAAGUUGGCUCAAUUUGCUAAACUUCCAGAAAUGGAGGAAGAGCUGAAGCAGAGGAUGGAGGCCCUUACGCAGGUGAGGGUGCAGGCGCAAGAGCGACAUGGCUCAGCUGAGGACCGCAUCUUAAGGCUAGAAGCUCAGUUGGAAGAGAAGAAUGCAGAAUUGAUGCGACUGAAUCAGAGGCUCAAGAUGAAUGAGGAACACAACACAAGGCUGUCCUCCACUGUUGACAAACUGCUAUCAGAAUCCAAUGAGAGGUUACAGGUCCAUCUGAAAGAACGAAUGCAUGCAUUAGAAGAAAAGAAUGUGCUCACACAAGAACUUGAGAAAACACGGAAAGUUGCAGAGGAUUUACAAGGGGAAAAGGGUGACAUUGUCAAGGAGUUAGGCAAAGCAAGACUAGAAAUUGACAAUGUUAAAAGACAAAUGUUGCAGCAAGAAAUUGCCUUUAAUAUUCAACAGACUGAUGCAUUAACAAGGAGCCUAUCUCCAAGUGCCGUGGCUGAUCCUAGCAGUUUUGUGCGGAGUUCAAGCCACACGAGUUUUGACACUCACUCUUUGCCACGUAGGCCACAAAAAGGCAGGGUGUCAGCCUUGGAGGAUGAUCCCACUAAGAUACAUACGCUGGGGGAACAGGAGUGGGAGAAGAUACAACAGGCACAUGUUUUGGCAAAUGUUCAGCAAGCAUUUGAUGUAUCAAGUGAUGCUGAAGUUGAGGACAAUGACAGUAUUUUUAGCGUGGCAGAAAUUCUCUCACCGUCUGGUCACACUGAUGCUCAGACCUUGGCCAUGAUGCUGCAGGAACAGCUGGAUGCCAUCAACAAUGAAAUCAGGUUAAUUCAGGAGGAAAAGCAAAGCACAGAAGCAAGGGCUGAGGAGCUGGAGUCUCGAGUUGGCAGUUUGGAGCACAUGAACCUGCUGGUACGGGGUAGAAGCUUUGAACGGUCAUCACCACCCCUCAGUGGCCGCUCCACUCCAAAGUCACAUCUUUCUCCCCAGAGAGAUUACCUUCAUAAAUAUCACACUGCCCCUGCCUCUAUGUCUCCGGCCCACCUGCAUCAGUAUGCCUCCACCUUGAGCCCAGGCCAACUCUCUGAGUCACUGCCUGCUAGCCAGCUUCAGUUGGCACCACUGUCAGCAGAGCUUUCAAAAGAAGAACUGCAUUCUGUUACAACUGGUGGUGACAGCAGUGGUGCAGCUAGUCCUUUAACAGCAAGAUCACUCAGGCUAGAAAGAGUUGCUCAGGCAUUAGCCCAAAGCCAGGAGGAACUUCGCAGGCGAGCGGGCUCUCCGGCCACGCUGCCUCCCACCGGCCUCACGCUCAGGCCUGGAGAUUACUCCACACCUCCCUCUCCUCUGUCUUCUCGCCACAGCAGUCAAGAUUCAUUGCACAAGAAUGCUGCCAGUACUACUGCCCCCACAACAGCUGGUACUUCAGCUGCAGCUGCUGCCGCCGCUGCUGCUGCUGCUGCACAGAAGAAAAAGGGCAUCAAGUCACAGCUGGGUAGAUUCUUUAGCAAGAAGGAGAAGGGCAAAUCGAAAGAGCCAUCAAUGAUGGGUGUAACAUCUGGAGACUCAGCUGUUAUGACCUUUACCUCAUCAUAUGGUGAUGCUGAUAUGAGCGGUGCUGAUACACUCAGUCUCAGUGGAGGGCUUGGUCAGAAGGGAGACUUUGACAGGAGAAAGAAGAAAAAACAUGAACUUCUAGCAGAAGCAAUGAAAGCAGGGACUCCAUUUGCUUUGUGGAAUGGACCUACCAUAGUGGCUUGGCUAGAGCUGUGGGUGGGGAUGCCUGCCUGGUAUGUAGCAGCGUGUCGCGCCAAUGUCAAGUCGGGGGCCAUCAUGAGUGCCCUCAGUGAUACAGAAAUCCAGAGGGAAAUUGGUAUUAGCAAUCCACUGCAUCGUUUGAAGCUACGAUUAGCAAUCCAGGAGAUGGUCUCCCUGACAAGUCCUUCAGCACCUAAAACCUCACGCACCACAUUAGCAUUUGGGGAUAUGAACCAUGAAUGGAUUGGCAAUGCGUGGCUACCAUCACUUGGCUUACCUCAAUACAGAACCACCUUUAUGGAAUGUUUGGUAGAUGCUAGAAUGUUGGAUCAUCUCAACAAGAAGGAUUUGCGAGGACAGCUCAAAAUGGUUGAUAGUUUCCAUAGGACAAGCCUACAAUAUGGCAUUUCAUGUCUAAAAAGGCUCAACUAUGAUCGUAAGCAACUAGAAGAAAGGCGGAAAGCUUCAGAGAAUGACCUGAUAGAUGUAUUGGUAUGGUCCAAUGAACGUGUCAUACGAUGGAUUACACAUAUAGGAUUAAAGGAAUAUGCAAACAAUCUUCUGGAGUCUGGUGUCCAUGGGGCUCUCAUAGCUCUAGAUGAAAGUUUUGAUUACAACAGCAUGGCGUUGGCACUGCAAAUACCUACACAGAAUACACAGGUGCGACAAAUGUUAGAAAUGGAAUUUAACAACAUGCUAACUGUUGCAACAGAACGUCGGGUGGAAUCCGAUUUGCCCAAGUCUUGAUAUUAUACCACAAGACAUCCACACACCUAAGACUCUUUCAGAAAGUUGUUGUGGACAAGUGUUUGGACUGAGAGGACUUGGAUCCGUAGUAGCCAUUGCCUGGCAGUCCUUUCUCAGUUCAGACUGGUCAGAUGAAACACCAGCAUCAAUCAGUCAGUACUUGCAUUUUUUUCAGUCACAGGCACUUAGCUGCAUUACCACACAAAGUGAAAGCAACUCGUCUGAUUAGCCAGCAGUGUCUAUUCCAUUGUUUUCUUUUUUAUUUGUUUUUUAAAUGGUUUGAUUUCAGCCAGUGCUGAAACUCCCAUCCCUAGUCUGUGUCGUAUCAAGGCAGUUGGACUGAUGUCUGAAUGAACUGUUGUAAAUUUUAGUGUAACUGUCAAAUGAAACAAACACCUGGUAAGUAACCUGACACUACCUCCAUCCUUAUUCAGAUAUGGUGAUGUUUUUCUUACUUUCCUUUUUCUUAUUUUAAUAUUUACGAAAGGACUUACGUUACUGUUUUGUCAAUAAAAAAAAGAGCUUUAAGAAUAUUAUUAAGUAAUGUAAUUGCAUAAUUGUCUCAGUCAGUGCCAUCAUUAAGAGGACUCGCGGAACAUCAAGUCAGUAAUCCGCUUACCAUAUUAUGUGUUGUGUAAACAGUUUACCUUUAAUCCUUCCUCUGAAUUAAAUCCAGCCCUGUUUCCAGUAGAUCCUUCCUCCCUCCCUGUACUUGACAAAAUUGGUGCUUUGUUGUUAAAAUGUAUGAUUAUUACAGAAAGUGAAGACUUGUUUAAAAAAUAUAAGUUGGUAGGGAGUGUUGAAAUUGCAGGACAUUUACGGGCCUACAAUUUAAGAAAGAUGGAUAAUGAAGUAGAUGAUAUGAACUGUAUGUCUUAUUAUUGAUUAUAGUUUAAUGAAAUGGUUACCAAAGUAAAUUGGCAGUUGGCCAGUUUGUUGAAAUGAUUGUACAAAAGUGUAAUGAAUGAAAGAUUAGGAAAGAUCCAUUUCAAGUACAUGAUGCAGUUGCUGAAUGUAUCCAGUAUUAUUUUAUACUCUGAUCAUGUUCCGAAAACUUAGCCCUUCACAGAAGAAUCCUGAGUAGGAGAUCAUAAUAAACUUACCUUUUUCUAAUAACACCUUGGCUCUAACAAGUAUUUCAUGCUGCAUCUUCAUUAGUUAUCUUUGCAAUGCUGUUACUGAUAAAAGGACCAAGCCAAUAAUAAUGGUAAGCUAAUAUAGUAGACAGAAGCAGCUGCAGGGAUCAUAAUCAGUACAUACUGUGUGACACGUCAGGACAUACAGAAGUAUACUAUUUGUUAUAGUAACCUCAGUAAUAUUAGGAAAGUGAUUGAUUCAUAAUUGCAUAGAUGACUGCUUUGAGUAUGUGUUAUUUGGAUCUUAUUUCAGCAGAUUUAUUCUGAUAAAUAAUGAGCCUGGAGAUUACUCUGUACAAAAUUUAUUCCAUUCAUGUGACAGUUCAUUCUGAUGGAAAAUAAUACACAUAGUUCUGUCUAUAUGAAUUAAAAAGUGACUGUUUUUACUUGUUUUGAACUUUCCCCGAAUGCAUGAAAUUAUUUGUCACUAAGCAGUUCAGAAUCCAACUGGACACAGUCAAAUGGAACUGCAAAAACUUAUAAUAUGAUGUCUUCCAGGAUGUUGCACCAUG